Messenger RNA from Trichomonas vaginalis G3, 2181 nucleotides. RefSeq names its product spectrin binding. Gene Ontology annotation, molecular function: protein binding. NCBI's taxonomy places the organism in Eukaryota, Parabasalia, Trichomonadida, Trichomonadidae. Bases 1 to 2181 code for a protein of 726 amino acids. The transcript has a single exon. The record is from RefSeq and is a predicted model, not a curated record.
AUGCUUCGUGAUUACGAGGUGUUUUUUGCUAUUAAACAAGAUAAUCUUUCGUAUUUAAUGAAUGUCAGAUCAGAAAAACCACUUACGAACCUUCCGCUUGAGGAUACUCCCGAAAUUUUGAUGAAUAAUGUCACUCCAACUCAAGUUGCAGCCUUUUACGGCUCUGUUAAGUGCUUUUUCUAUCUGAAGAACCAAUCACCAUAUAUAUCCGCGUCAGAAUCUAAACUUUCUCUUAUCCAUUUCGCAGCUGCAGGUGGUAACGAAUCAAUAAUUUCUUCAAUACUGAAUGAUGUUACAAAAUUAAACGAAAUUGAUGGAUUAGGUAAUUCACCACUUCAUUACGCCGUAAAAUAUAAUAGAUUACCCGCUGUAAAAUUAUUAUUAGCAAAAGGAGCUGUUCCAGAUGUUAAAAACAAUGAAGGAUUUACACCAGCAUUUCUUGCUGCUAUCAACGGCAAUUUAGAAAUCAUCAAAUCAUUGCACGAAUUCGAAGACCACAUGGACUCAUUAAACAUCAUCGGAUGGUCGCCUCUCCACUACGCGAUUUACAACAGACAUAUAGAUAUCGUUGAAUACUUAAUAGAUAACAAAUGCUACGAUACUUCUUUCGAAUCUUUUAUUUCAUAUACACAAUUAGCAGCAUCGCAAUGCCUCGACAAUAUUGUAAAGAAACAUAUCAACGAUGAAUUCAAAGAUAACGAUGCAAAUCAUAACUAUUGGUCCAUUGUACACUUUGCAGCUUCAUCCGGUUGCGUUGACUUACUUAAAUACAUGCAUGAGACAUUCGGAAUUGAUAAAUUCUUAGAACUCGACAGAUUAGAUAGAUCUGUUGGUCAUAUUGCCGCAAUAAAUGGACAUCUCGAAGUUCUCAAGAUCCUUGAGUCAAUAAAACCAGAAAUGUUCACAUUAGAUGAUAAAUUCGGAAAAACUCCGUUCUUAUACGCUUGCGAAUUUAAUCAUUUGGAUAUCGUCACAUAUUACAUACAAAAAUCAGAUUUAAAGCAUGCAGACAGACUCGGUAACACACCAUUACACAUUGCCGUACUCAAAAAUAACCCAGAUAUCGUUGAAUUACUCAUUAAAGAAAAAGCAGACAUAAAUGCACGCGAUAACAUGGGCCGUACGCCUCUUGUCAUUGCUUGUGAGACAAAGAACUUACAUUUACUUAGAGUUCUCUUCGAUAACAACGCAGAUCCAAACAUUUUACCAAAUAAUCACCGUCCAAUCGUAUCUACAGCAGUUAUUGGAAACGACGAGACAAUAUUAAACGAAUUACUCGAGCGCGGAGCAGAUCCAACCAUCAAAGAUAAAAGAGGAUGGACAUCUGUUCAUUUUGCCGCUCAAAUUGGUUCCAUUCGUCAUUUGUCACUUUUUAUAGACAAUGAAAAAACAAAACAAUUGUUUUCCAGCCAAAAUGAUUUAGGCCAGACACCGUUUUUAACGGCAGUCUUUUGGAGCCGAAAAGAAGUUGUUAGUUUUAUGCUCGAAAAUAAUGUUGACUUCCAAGACAUAACAGACAACAAGCAUGAUACUGCUUUGCAUAUUGCCGCACGCCUUAACCAUCCGAGCCUUGUUCAUGCACUUUUAGAGCAUGAUGUAAAUCUUGAUGCUAUUAAUGAUGAAGGACAGACAGCUUUGAUGGUAGCAGUAGUUUCAUGGGCAUCAGAAGUUGCUAAACUGCUCUUAACAUUUGGCGCUUCUCCAAAUGUCCAAGACAAAAACGGAAUGACCGCUUUCCUCUUGGCCUGCCAGAUUGGCGACCUUGAAACAGUUAAGACCUUCUUAGAUAGUGACAAUGUAGAUACUUAUGUCACUGAUAAUGAAGGUAAUAAUGCGGCCAAAUUUGCAUCUUUGCUUAGAACCAACGAUUUACUAAGGGUUCUCAAGCAAUCCGAGAGAUGUGAGAUUCCUGAUGACAUAAAGAUCCAAGAUGAAACUGCCGACGACGUUUUCGUUGAAGCAAUGAACAGAUCUGACGACGAUGAUGAUAUUUAUAGUAAAGAUCAUUACGAUGUUAUAGAUCCUGAUGAAGAAGAAGGCGAAGAUGGCGACGGCGGAAUGCCUUUGUUUUUGAACUCUGGCGAAGUUUAUAUAUCAAGAACUACAGAUAAUUUAUUAAAGGACGAAGAUCAAAAAGGAAAAGACGAUUACGACGAUGUUGCUGAAUCACUUUUAAUGUAA